AUGGCCUCCGCAAAGUUUCGCAAGCCUCCGCAGGCGCCUCCCAGUUUCACGGCAACGCCUGAAUCACUCGUGACAGACACGAAGGACAUGUUGGCUAGCUCAAAGAAAAUCACGGACGAGAUUGUUGCUCAAAUCUCGCACAAGGAUGCCACGUUUAAGAAUGUGCUUCUUCCCAUGGCGCAUGACGAGAAUCAGCAAACAUUGAAAGCCCACAUUCUGGGUUUUUAUCAGUCCGUCUCCACCGACCAGGCACUACGGGAUGCUUCAACUGAAGCAGAGAAACUCAUGGAUGAUUUCAGCAUUGAAGCGGCUAUGCGGGAGGAUGUCUUCAAUCUGGUCGACGCCGUACUUCAAAAAGGGGACAAGCUGGAUUCCGAGUCCCAGAGGUUGUUAGAGAAGGAGCAUAAGGCCUUUGUCCGAAAUGGGUUGAAUAUUCCUGCAGGACCCAAGCGGGAUCGGUUCAAGGAGAUUAAGAAGAGACUCAGCCAGCUGGGCAUUGCAUUUUCCAAGAACCUGAAUGAAGAGAAGGGUGGUCUGUGGUUCACCGCUGAAGAGCUCAAUGGUGUCCCGGAAGACGUCUUGUCUUUACUGAAGAAAGAGGGAGAUAAAUACUGGUUGACCUUCAAAUACCCUGACCUGUUUCCUACGCUCAAAUACGCGACAAACAGCGCCACGAGACGUACAGUCUUUAUUGCCAACGAGAACAAAUGCAAUCAAAACGUUCCGUUGUUUCGAGAAGCCAUCCUGCUCAGAGAUGAAGCCGCUCGCCUGCUUGGAUACCCCAACCACGCUGCUUUCAGGAUUGAGGACAAGAUGGCAAAGACCACCAAGACUGUGGACGACUUCCUGGCUGAUUUGCGCAACCGAUUGAGCCAAGGGGGGUUGGACGAGAUUGCAACUUUGAAGAAAAUGAAAGAGGAAGACCUGAAAUCUCGUGGCGAGGACUUUGAUGGCCGCUACUAUCUGUGGGACCACCGCUUUUACGACCGGAUGAUGGAAGAGAAGGACUAUCAGCUGGACCAACAGUUGAUCUCGGAGUGGUUUCCACUGCAAACCACGAUCAAAAGCAUGCUUGAGAUCUUUGAACAAAUCUUCGGCCUGGUCUUUGUGGAGAUUGUAGGCAAGGAUCGAGACACUGUUUCUCCAUCCGGCAAGGGCGAGGAUAUUGUGUGGCACGAGGAGGUGCAGGUCUUUAGCGUUUGGGACGACGAAGGCGAAGGUGGAGGUUUUGUGGGAUACCUCUACCUGGACCUGUUCCCUCGCACUGGCAAAUAUGGACAUGCUGCCAACUUCAAUCUCCAACCAGGCUUCAUCCAAGAAAACGGAACGAGGAGAUACCCAGCCACAGCUCUCGUGUGCAACUUCUCCAAACCCACGGCAAAGAAACCGAGUCUGCUAAAACACGAUGAAGUCACCACUCUCUUCCACGAACUCGGUCAUGGCAUCCAUGAUCUUGUAUCACGUACAACCUACUCGCGAUUCCAUGGUACCAACACCGUUAGGGAUUUUGUCGAAGCACCAAGCCAGAUGUUGGAGAAUUGGUGCUGGACGCCAUCCCAGCUCAAGUCCUUGAGUAGACACUAUUCGACGCUAUCGUCCGAAUAUUAUGAGGCAUGGAAAGAGGCAGCUGGUGUCUCGAGCGCCCAGAAGCCCGAGGAGCGCAUCCCAGAUGAUCUGAUACAGAAACUGAUCAAAACGAAGAACCUCAAUGGCGCCUUGUUCAAUCUCCGCCAACUCCACUUUGGCAUCUUCGACAUGACGAUACACGAACCUAAAGACCAUGCCAGCCUCGAAGCGAUGAACAUAUCCGAGACGUACAACGCCUUGAGGAAGGACAUUAGCAAGAUUGAUGGGCCGGAGGUGUUUGGCGAAGGCAACGCUUGGGGUAAUGGGCAAGCCACCUUUGGCCAUCUCAUGGGUGGUUAUGAUGCCGGCUACUACGGAUACCUCUCCUCCCAGGUCUACUCGACGGACAUGUUCUAUACGGUCUUCAAGAAGAAUCCCAUGGAUCCCAAAGAGGGUCGCCGCUACCGCCACACCGUCCUCGAAAAGGGCGGCAGUCAAGACGAAAUGAAGACACUGAUCGAAUUCCUUGGCCGGGAGCCCAAGACCGACGCUUUUUACGAGGAGCUGGGGCUCACCAAGUCAACGUAG
Molecule: messenger RNA, 2154 nt
Organism: Fonsecaea pedrosoi CBS 271.37
Lineage: Eukaryota; Fungi; Ascomycota; Eurotiomycetes; Chaetothyriales; Herpotrichiellaceae
Exons: 2
Coding region: 1-2154 (717 amino acids)
Biological process (GO): proteolysis; peptide metabolic process
Cellular component (GO): mitochondrial intermembrane space
Molecular function (GO): metalloendopeptidase activity
Source: RefSeq, a predicted model, not a curated record